Punica granatum (pomegranate) is the source of this 1330-nucleotide messenger RNA. The record is from RefSeq and is a predicted model, not a curated record. NCBI's taxonomy places the organism in Eukaryota, Viridiplantae, Streptophyta, Magnoliopsida, Myrtales, Lythraceae.
AUGUGCAUUGCUGCUCCCAGCAAAAAAGAAGUCAGCUUUCUCAAGACCUGCAUCAAUGGCAUCAACACUCUAUCAGAUUGCAUUCACGUUGAUUUAGGGUUUGCGGUGAUGAGACUUAUGUAUAACAAUAUAACAACCCUCUGUGAAUCUGAAAGAUGCAUAGGCAUCUUAUCAGUCCCCUAUGCUCUAUCGUCAGCUGGUUGGUUAAGCCUUCCCCUAUUAAUUGUGAUCGCGGUCUGUGCUUACUUCACAGGCAACUUACUCCGCCGGUGCCUUGACUCUGACCCUGAAAUCUCCAGUUACUCUGACAUUGCUGGUCAUGCAUUCGGGCGGAAAGGAUGGAUUAUAGCAUCCAUUAUCAUAUGCCUUGAGCUCUACCUAGUGGCAACAGGAUUCCUUAUACUUGAAGGCGAUAACAUGAACAAAUUAUCCCCCAACUUUCAACUAAAACUCGGGCGACUGAAAAUCGAGGGGAGGCAUGCCUUUGUUAUUAUCUCGGGGUUGAUCAUAUUGCCCUCCGUGUGGCUAAAUGACUUGGGCGUCUUGUCAUAUAUUUCGGCUGGAGGGGUUUUAUCAUCACUAGUUAUCGUGAUUUGUGUUCUCUUAGUCGGCUUCACGAGAGAAGUUGGGUUUCACCCUGAGCAGAAGGUGAUCAGCUUGAGGGGAAUGCCCCUAGCAUUGAGCUUGUACACAUUUUGCUAUGGAGCUCAUGCUGUUUUCCCCACUAUAUAUUCUUCCAUGAACAAGAAAGGACAGUUCUCAAAGGUCUUGUGGCUGAGUUUCUUUGUUUGCACAACAAUCAACUUCUUGAUGGCCGUGAUAGGCUACCUUAUUUACGGACACAACGUUCAGCCCCAGAUAACCCUAAACCUUCCCACUGAGAAGUUCGCGUCAAAGGUUGCGAUAUACACCACACUGGUCGGCCCAAUUUCAAAAUACGCUCUCACGAUAAUGCCAAUCGCAUCUGCCUUGGAGAGCUUGCUGCCUCUAAAGUAUAGAAACAGGAAGUUGAUCCGAAUUAUGAUCAACACAGCUCUACUCGUCAGCAACGUGGUUCUGGCAAUUGCAUUCCCCUCCUUCCAGAGUCUUGCAUCACUCAUCGGGGCAAUCAUGAUAGUGCUUGUCUCUUUCGUGAUCCCUUGCGUUUGCUACGUGAAGAUCUUCGAAGUAUACCGGAGUUGGGGAACAGAGCUGUUAGGUAUCUCAGUGUUGAUAUUCUUGGCAAUCUUUGUUGGGGUUUCUGGUACUUACUCAUCUAUAGUUCAAACCAUACAUGAUGCUUAGGUUACCUGAGAAAGGCUUCUCUCAAGGGGCCGUUUGGAUUCAGAGU